GGUGCAAUAAAUGGGACAUUCGGCAGAAAGUUUGGGAUUACAUAGAACUCAAUAAUCUUGCGGAUUUCCCACGGCCCGUGCAUCACCGGAUCCCGAACUUCAAGAUGGACUUUCCUGUCCUGGAUACUUUGGACUCUGCUAUUUUGUGUGCCCCAGCUUUUGGUGUACCACUGUGAUCUGACCCUCCUCUUGCUGUGCAGGGGGCAGCGCAGGCUUGUGAACGAUUAAUGACCUUGCAGGAGUUCCAGUCAGCGAAGAUGGUUAAGAUAAAUCCUGACACACCUCAGAAGAACGCUCGCUUCCUUACCCUACAAGCCAAUAAAACAUUGCUAGUUCCAACUCCACGGCUCAGAACCGGACUCUUCAACCGGAUCACUCCACCUCCAGGGGCCAGUAAAGAGGUGCUGAGGAUCUGCUCCACUUCACAGGGUGUUAAGGAUUUUAGCGUCCCAUUGGGCCUGGAUUCUGCAGUGCAGGUGGAUCUGGUGGUUGUGGGAUCUGUUGCUGUAUCGGAGAAAGGCUGGAGAAUUGGGAAAGGUGAGGGCUUUGCAGACAUGGAGUACGCAAUGAUGAAGGCAAUGGCUGCGGUGACAGAACAGACCAUAGUGGUCACUGUAGUCCAUGACUGUCAGGUGCUAAAUAUUCCAGAGGAUCUGAUGGACGACCACGACCUGACAGUGGACUAUAUCCUGACCCCCACCCGGGUUAUCAAAACAAACUGUACUCGCCCAAAACCUCAGGGGAUCAUAUGGUCUAAGAUAAGUAGGGAGAUGAUGAGCAAGAUUCCGAUCCUGAGGAAGCUCCAGGAAAUAGAGCGCAGAGCUGGAAAAGAUGUGACACUAAAGGGUGAAGAGGACCCCACCCCGAGACACCCAACUGGCAGGUCAACAGGACCAGACAACACCAGUCAUACCCUACCCAUCAUAGACAACCAUGGAGCUGCAGACCAGAAGGACAUCACUACUGUUUAUAUUGGGAACAUCCCCCCAACUACACGGGUCAGUGAGCUGAAGAACAUAUUACGAGAGAGGGGGGCUUCUCCUGUGCACCUCACAUGGCAGGGAGCCCAGCACCGAGCCUUCCUGGACUACAGGGAUCCACACCAGGCCCAGCUGGUACUGUCCAGCCUGGAAGGGUUGAGUAUAAAGGGGCAAGACUUGCGGGUAGAACUGUCCAGAACCCAUCAGAACAGCCAAAAUGGACACCAAGUCUAUGGAGAUAAGAAGAAAAGAAGCAAUAACUUCAAACAUGGUGGUGAUUCUACUGGAAAGUAGAUGUCACCAGGCUGUGAGCUUGUAACAAUGAAGUUCAGACGCUUUUUAUGAUUUCUGUUUCUGGAAAAGCUGGAUGGUAAAUAACAUGGCAAUAUUUACAGCUCAUAAGGAUUGUCACUAGGCAACCUCUGACUGGUUAUAUAGUAAUAUAUGAAUAUUUGACUAAGUAGAUCCACCUUCUAGGAGUCUUGGAAAGCUGGGUUACAACAGGUGACAGAAGCUGUAAUGGUGGCCAUAUGUGUUACAUAUAAUAUGCAGUAUUGAUAACCUUUAAGACAAUAAAUCCACAAAUUUAAUUAAUAAAACCUACUUUGUAAGUGCCGUAAUAAUAAUGC
Messenger RNA from Hyla sarda, 1609 nucleotides. It is a transcript of the gene MTHFSD, whose product is annotated as methenyltetrahydrofolate synthetase domain containing. The coding region runs from base 228 to 1274 and encodes 348 amino acids. The transcript has 7 exons. Gene Ontology annotation, molecular function: RNA binding. Lineage: Eukaryota; Metazoa; Chordata; Amphibia; Anura; Hylidae. The record is from RefSeq and is a predicted model, not a curated record. Gene Ontology annotation, cellular component: cytoplasm.